Molecule: messenger RNA, 2048 nt
Organism: Harmonia axyridis
Lineage: Eukaryota; Metazoa; Arthropoda; Insecta; Coleoptera; Coccinellidae
Product: short stature homeobox protein 2-like
Exons: 5
Coding region: 10-1101 (363 amino acids)
Biological process (GO): regulation of transcription by RNA polymerase II
Cellular component (GO): nucleus
Molecular function (GO): sequence-specific double-stranded DNA binding; DNA-binding transcription factor activity, RNA polymerase II-specific
Source: RefSeq, a predicted model, not a curated record
UAUACCAAAAUGGAAAAAUUGACCAAUUUCGUCUCUCAAACGUUCGAGACAAAUCUCAACGAGCUCAAAUUGACGAACGGUUGCCUCAAUCUGACAAAUCCGGUGAAAACGGAAAAUUCCGGUAUCCCGGAAGAAAAUCAGAGCCAGAAUAGCGAACAAAAACGACCGAAAAAUUGGCUGAUUAGUGAUAUUUCUCGAGCAGCAUCUUCAGAAAAUAGUUCGGACAGCGAAGCUGGAAACGUGGUUUGUUUCAACAACAAUUUCAACCUGAAAAUUGUAUCGAAAAGUAGUUACGGUUCACCAGCUUCGUUCGAUGUUAGAAAAAGUGAUACGAAAAAUGAAAGUGACAAAAAACAAUCCAAUGAUAACAUGCUUAAGUCUAUGGUCAACGAGGACAAUAAUGUUGCAGGGUCGAAAGACAGCAAUUGUGAAAACAUCGAAGAUCUAUCGGACAAAAACCGAUCUGAGGUGAACCAAAAGAUUCUUACUAAGCAGAGAAGAUCUAGAACAAAUUUCACUCUGGAGCAGCUCAAUGAAUUGGAGAAAUUAUUCGAUGAAACACACUAUCCUGAUGCCUUUAUGAGAGAAGAAUUGAGUCAGAAACUAGGACUUAGUGAGGCAAGAGUUCAGGUAUGGUUCCAAAAUCGCAGAGCAAAAUGUAGAAAACAUGAGAGUCAACUACACAAAGGAAUGAUAAUGAACAGUCAGUGUGAGACUUCUACAAGUUCAACUCUGGAACAAUGCAGAAUAGUUCCCUUCAUGAAUGUAUCAGCUGCCUUGAGAGGAUUAGCAUUACCAGUAGAUUCAGUUUCUCUAACAAACUGCGAAAGUGUAUCUACGAAAUUGUUUUCAUACGCAGAUACUACUGCUUUCACUUCCUUCGAUUCGUCAUUUCUAUCUGCUGCACAUCACUAUGCCACAGCAGUUGCCAUGAAUGAGACAUCUACAAGAAUAUUCUGUCAUCCCAGAUACUCCCUAGGAUUUGCAGCCAUUUCAGAAGCUCACAAAAAUUCUAGUAUAGCAGAUUUAAGAUUGAAAGCCAAAAAACAUGCAGAAGCGAUACGAUUAGCAACUACUUCCAAAGAAAAUAACUCGCAUUAGAUCGAUUUGAUGUACGUCUUCUUUCAUUGGUGGAAUAGGUAUACAAAAUUUCUAUUUCUUGCAAAGCAUCUUGAUUUCAAACAUUCCAAAAAAAAGAUACAAUUGAAAUAUAUGUAGUUGUUAUUGUUGUAUAACAUUUAGCUUCAUACCAGUAAAAUAGCUGGAAUGACACGUGUGGAGAUAGCUAUUUGUGUAUAAAGAGCGCAAAAUUAUAUUGUCAAUUGAAAGAGACAGUCUUGAAAUCGAUAAUAAAGUUGCGCUCGAAUUACACACAAAAAUUUUUCUACAAUCGAGCAGUUCACAUAUUUAAUUUGAUGAAUGAAAAUUAAAAGUACAGUUUUCACAAAUUUUAUGACAAUUCCAGUCGCUGAAGAAAGUCUAGAUGAGUUUGAAAUUAUAUGUUCCGCCAUUGUUACUGAUUCAACAUUUACCCAAGAUUUCUGUGUGUCGUUUCAAUUUUAUUGUUAAUACUUAAUCAAUGUAUCCCUUAGCUGAAGAAGAACUUUUCCAACCUCCAUGAUGUUUCACAUGGAUGAUAACACCUUCUCCUUCAACUCAAAGAGUAUUUGACGAAAACAGUGACCUGUGACAAAGUGACUUUCUUCGAAAGAGAGCCUACUUUGGAUAUCGAUUGUAGAAAAAAAUAUUAAGUACAUAUUACCAAUACUGAAUUUUUCAAAUCAAGAAACAUCGAUGUUUUUUCGGUUUGAAUAUGUCCCGAAAGAGUUUUUGCUUACAUGUUCCUCUAAAUUUCAGAAUGAACGAAUGAAAAAAUGUAGAUAUGUAUAAAUGUAUAUACUCUGUUUUCCUAUUUUGCUAAGCAUGUAGAAAUUGUUUAUUUAUUUACAUUUUAUUGAACGUUCUACUAACGUUAAUUUCUCUGUAGUGCCAUUCAUUAUAGCAGAUCAAUAGUGUAUGUUUAUGAAUAAAAUAGAGAAUAAGUGAUA